CAAUACAAUAAACAAUAUGGGUUAUUACUGGCUUGCAGUCAUUUUUGCUCUUGUGAUUUUUUCUCCAAGUUCAUUUGCCCUUGAGGAUCCAUGUAUGACCCAUAAUAUUAAAGCCGCGGCGGCCUAUAAUAACUACAAAGAUGCACUUAGCAAAGCUAUAUUGUUUUUUGAAGGGCAGCGUGGAGGGGUAUUGCCUUCUUCCCAGCGAGUCAAGUGGCGAGCCAACUCCUCCCUCUCCGACGGAAAGCCUGAUAAUGUGGAUUUGAGUGGAGGCUACUACGACGCCGGGGACAAUGUGAAGUUUACAUGGCCGAUGUCAUUUACGGUGACUUUGUUGAGUUGGGCGGCGAUCGAGUACCAAAACGGUAUUACUUCCGCCGGAGAGAUUAACCACCUCCGGGAAGCAAUUCGAUGGGGGACCAAUUUCCUAGUCAAAGCACACUCUUCAUCCAAGGGGACAAUCACCCUUUAUGCUCAGGUCGCUGAUGGUAACGCUGAUCAUGCAUGUUGGGAGCGUCCGGAGGAUAUGGACACUCCACGGACACUGUACAAGAUUAGUUCCUCUUCGCCGGGAUCGGAGUUGGCCGGCGAGGCGGCCGCCGCCCUUGCCGCCGCAUCCAUUGUUUUCAAGACGGUUGAUGCCAAGUACUCGCGUACGCUAUUACGCCACUCUAGAUCACUAUUCAAGUUUGCUGACCAGAAACAGGCAUCUUUCUCUACGUCUUGCCCUUACUAUUGCUCUUUCAACGGUUUUCAGGAUGAAUUACUAUGGGCAGCUGCAUGGCUAUAUAAGGCGAGUGGAGAUCAGAAUUACCUGAAAUAUGUGACCAAUAAUCAGGGAUGGAGCAAAUCUGUUUCAGAGUUUAGUUGGGACAACAAGUUUGCUGGAGCUCAGACGUUAUUAGCCAAUGAGUACUUUGCUGGAAAUAAAAACUUGGAAAAGUAUAAAAACGACGCCGAGUCAUUCAUUUGUGCUUUGAUGCCUGGAAGUGGUUCUGUGCAAUUUAAAACAACUCCGGAACAAAUUACAAGGAAUUGAAAACGUCAAAUUGAUGAAGUUUGCCUAGAAUCAGUGAAGCGUGUAAAGCCAGUUUCAACAUCGUGGAUAGUGUAAGUGACCAAGUCCUAUUUUUGAAUAAUAAGACCAGAUGUAGAGCUACAAAAUUACAGGAGUGAAGAAGCUUUGGUUUUCUCCCUCAGCUUCCUAAUUUCCGAGAGCUUCGGGAACUUAAAUUGAAAAACUAGCUAGGUGUCUCUGGUCAGGUUCAUCUGCCAAGUGAAGAAAAAACAGGUUGUUCAUAUUCAAGGCAGGGGAGAUUCACGGCCAAAAACAUCCUUUCAAAUGGUUGGACAAGAUCGGGAGAAAGAGAAGGUGGUCUUCUUUUCAUAAGAGAUAGCAGCAAUUUGCAGUAUGCAACAAGUGCGACGAUGGUACUAUCCAUGUACUCGGGGAUCCUUGAUCGAUCCGGCGGAGGAGGAGUUAAAUGUGCUUCUGCCACUUUCACUUCCUCACAAAUCAAAGCAUUCGCAAAGUCACAGGUAGACUACAUACUGGGAAACAACCCAAAGAAGAUGUCGUACAUGGUUGGUUUCGGGGAUUCCUACCCAAAGAAUCUUCACCACAGAGGUUCAUCAAUCCCCUCCAUCGUGUCGGUUCACCCAGAGAAGAUCGGGUGCCAGGACGGAUAUUACUGGUUGAACUCCGCACAGCCGAACCCGAACGUCCACACCGGAGCAAUCGUCGGCGGACCCGACUCUUCCGACAACUUCUUAGACUCCCGGUCGGAAUAUGCGCACGCCGAACCCACCACAUACAUGAAUGCUGCCUUUGUUGGAUCCGUUGCUGCUUUGCAAUCAACCUAGCUAGCUAGUAUUAAAGAAAAUAUUGAUAUUGAAUUGAUUUCUGAUAUAUUUCAACUUAUCAUACCCGUAGUGUAGUUAACUAGGACGAUGAAUACGUAGUAUAUACUUGGAUGGUGUUUAUUUAUUAUAUGUUGUGAUGGGUUGGGUUGUAAUAAACGAUACCAUUAAUUAAUAAUAUUGAAGCAUGCAUAAUUGCAUAUAUAGUGAAUAAAGGUAGAUUUCUGUCUGGUCUGAAU
This is a messenger RNA of Cuscuta epithymum, 2099 nucleotides long. The record is from the annotation of a GenBank genome assembly. Lineage: Eukaryota; Viridiplantae; Streptophyta; Magnoliopsida; Solanales; Convolvulaceae.